Messenger RNA from Conger conger (European conger), 1336 nucleotides. Its product is annotated as cytochrome c oxidase assembly protein COX20, mitochondrial. Bases 51 to 413 code for a protein of 120 amino acids. NCBI's taxonomy places the organism in Eukaryota, Metazoa, Chordata, Actinopteri, Anguilliformes, Congridae. Gene Ontology annotation, biological process: mitochondrial respiratory chain complex IV assembly. Gene Ontology annotation, cellular component: mitochondrial inner membrane; mitochondrion. The record is from RefSeq and is a predicted model, not a curated record. The transcript is spliced from 4 exons.
CAAAAAUAAAACCAAUGAUUCCAAUGUAAUGUCAAUCUAAGUUGUAUACCAUGACGGGUGAAGGUGAAGGUGAAAGUGAAGACGGGCAAAAGUCCUUCAAGUUGUUAGGAAUACUUGACAUUCAGAAGACCCCGUGCGCAAGAGAGUCUCUGCUGCACGGUGCAGGAGGCUCCCUCGUCGCGGGGUUGGGACACUUUUUAGUCACAAGUCGAGUCAAAAGGUCUUUUGACUUUGGUGUUGCGGGUUUCUUGUUGACAACUCUUGGAUCUUGGUUCUACUGUAGGUACAGUAAUGCAAGGCUCCGCUUGCAGCAGAGAAUGAUCCAGGAUGGGAUAAAGAACAAAGUUGUAUAUGAAGGAACCAGUCUCGACCCCUCCCGGAGGUCAGAUGCAGGCCCUGCCCGGAGCUCAUGAUGUUGCUCCCCCCAGGGAAUCAGUCCUUCAAAGUCAUUUCCAGCCUUUCAGUUCACCAGAACGGACACACCGCAAUUAAAGUGACUUAUAUUUAAGCUUUUUUUUUUUGUUUUUUUGUUUUUUUUUUGUAACUGUGUUUUAAUGUGUUCCUAAGUUAUUAUGAUUAGUAUUUUUGAAUUAAAUGUGGCAUCUCUAAUCCCACGCAAAAUUGGAAUGUCCGAUUUGUGAGCCAUGUCCAAGCCGCUCGUAUACGCCCCCCGCUGCAGACAUACUGCUGCUGACUCGGCAGUGUGGUGUCAGCCGUUUGCUUCUUUUCACAUCACCUGUUCCACCAUACACACCACGCACAUAACACCACAAACUGGCUGGCAUUACAUCGUUUGGGCUGCAUUUUAAGGGGGUGAAUCAUCCUUCAACAGACAGUGUACAAUUAAGAGCAAUUAACCAAUUAUUACAAUCCGGAUGUACAAACCGGCAUACAGAGUGGAUCCAAAGAACUUGGGGGCAAUUGGUUUUGUGCCGUUAAUAUAACGGAUAUAUUAUGGAUAAAAUCUGUUGGGGCCCAGGGGGGAUUGUCCCCUGCUUAGUUUAAUCAACUGUAAGUCGCUUUAGAUAAAAGCAUCAGAUAAACAACUGUAAUGUAAAUAUCAGUGUUAAACUCUUUAAAGUGACUGUAAAGGUAAAUCUGUGAAUGGCUGCAAACUACAUUGAAUGGCGUUAUUAUGUUAUGCUUAAAGCAUCAGCAAAAUUGGAGCAAUCAAAUGCAUUGCAAUAUCAACUUGCCUCAGUCUAAACGCUUCCAUGUGGGGAUUGAAUGGGUGGAGUUUCAUUUAUUACCAGACUCUGAGCGAUUGGGUGAGGGUCAUUGAUGACAUCAAGAAUUCUCUGUCCUAAUGGCCAAUAAAUGUUUUAGUCUCAUUGCA